Messenger RNA from Salpingoeca rosetta, 1647 nucleotides. RefSeq lists its product as uncharacterized. The record is from RefSeq and is a predicted model, not a curated record. Lineage: Eukaryota; Choanoflagellata; Craspedida; Salpingoecidae. Gene Ontology annotation, biological process: transmembrane transport. The coding region runs from base 88 to 1518 and encodes 476 amino acids. Gene Ontology annotation, cellular component: membrane. The transcript is spliced from 3 exons. Gene Ontology annotation, molecular function: transmembrane transporter activity.
CUCGCACUGGCGUGGACGCUGCGGAGCAUUAACACGCCAUCGCGCACCCCCUCAGCACAUUCGCAAACGCAAACAGCGGCUGCGAUCAUGGGCAAGGACGAAGAUGACAGGGCCAUGGAGUCGCCUUUGCUGACAAGCGAGUCUGGCAGCUCAAAGUUUAAGCUCUACAAAUCACGAUGGCUGAUGCUGACACUGGUGUCCCUGCUGCAGAUCUCAAAUGCAAUGAUCUGGAUCGGGUUUGCCCCAAUCAUCAGCAUUGCACGCGAGUACUUCAACACGAACACGACCAUGAUCGACUUCCAGUCCAUCAUCUUCAUGAUCGUGUCGAUCCCAUUCGGCUUUGCUGGCACCUGGUGCCUGAACACGCUUGGCCUGCGCAAGAGCCUGGUCCUGGCGUCGUGGCUCAACGGCAUCGGCGGCAUUGUGCGCUGGGUGGGCGUCUUCCUGCCGUCGCCGCACGCCAAGCUCGCCCUCGUCACCGUCGGACAGGGCAUCGCAGCCUGCAGCCAGCCCAUCUUCCUCGACUCGCCAACGCUGCUGGCCGCCACGUGGUUUGGCGAGCACGAGCGCGCCGAGGCGAACAUGAUUGCCUCCGUCGCCAACCCGGUCGGCAUCGCCGUGGGCUCUCUCCUCAGCGGGCUCUUGGUGAGCGAAGCCGGUGACAUCAAGUGGAUGCUGCUCAUCAACGCUGCGCUCAGCCUGGUCAUCUCGCUCCUGGUGACGGUGCUGUUCAAGGAUCGGCCGCCAACGCCGCCGUCGCACUCUGCGGAGGAGGCGCACCUCUCGUUUGUUGACGGCCUGAAGCAGCUCAUUCGCAUCCCGGCAUAUUGGGCGCUCCUCGUCGGGUUUGGCAUCGGCAUUGGCCUCGUCUCCUCCCUCUCCUCCCUCUUUGGUCAAUUCACAGAAGCGUAUGGGUACUCGAGCGAUGACGCAGGGUACAUGAGCAUGGCGAUGGUGGUGGCUGGGCUGGUCGGUGCGGGCUUGUCCGGGUAUUUGCUCGACAAGACCGGCGCCUUCCUCGUCAUCUUCAAGGUCUGCUAUCUGGGCGCAACAGGAGGCGUGGUCCUCUUCAUGUUCAUGAACAAAGCGGACAACCUGGCCUGGCUCAUUGUCGCCUGCGCCGUCACGGGCUUCUUUGCCUUUGCGGCGCUGCCCGUUGGGCUUGAGCUGAGCGUGGAGUGCACCUUCCCAGUGCACGAGGGCCUCAGCGCGGGCCUCAUCUGGAUCUUCGCCCAGGCCACCAGCAUCGUCAUCAUCUUCUCCUCAAACGCGCUCAGGGGGGAGGCGCGCUACUUCAACGGCACGCACCCCAUCCCGCAGCCGCCCCCACCGGGGCCCACCCCAGACCCAGACAUCCACACCUACUACGAGUACCCGCACGCCAUCCAGCUCUGUGUCGGCUUCACCGCCGUCGCCACCCUCAUCACCCUCUUCCUGCGCACAGAGUACAAGCGCAAGAACUCAGAGGCGGCCUACAACGACGCCCACAAGCAGGCAGCCGUGCAGCAGAAGGAAUAGCCAUGGUGAUAAUCAUCUGAGAGCGGUGGUGGUGGUGGUGGUGGUGGUGGCGUUGUUGUUGUUUGGGGUGGUGGUGGAGGUGGUGGUGGUUGGUUUGGUGGUGGUGGUGGUGGUGGUUGGUUUGGUGGU